CAGACCUCUCUCCCCCUCCAGCUGCAGACCCCACUCCCUAACCGGAUACAGACCCCACUAACCCUCCAGCUGCAGACCCCACUCCCCCUCCAGCUGCAGUCUCCUCUCUCCUCCAACUGGGAAAUCAUCUUCUGAUGUGACCUUUUAUGAGAAGUGUACGUAACUUGGAUAAACUAAUUCUGAAAUACAUUUAUGUUUAAAUAAAAGUAGCCGUUUCCAUUCAGGCUUUUAAUCAGUCUGUGUUUUAGUGAACAUUGUAAAGCUCUUGUACUUCACUUAAGUUUAAGAUUAGAAUUUUUUUUCACAUUCAAACAGAGAUCGGUUUCAUAUACUUAAAAAUAACUCAUAUUGUGUUACACUACAUUAAAGUUAUUUUAAUUAUUAUUUUUGUCACACAAAGGCAUAAAAGAUGCCUGGGGAGGCAACAAUUCACAUGUCCUGUUAUCGAGAAUGGGGCCCGAUAAACUUUUUAUUCUCAGUCCAGAAGACAAGUGCUGUUAAUGAACUCGUAGUCAGGAUUUAAACAGAAGUGAUCUUGAUCUGUUAUUUCUGCUGUCAGUUAUGAGUGGAACAGGUCAUACCUGUCUCUCUAAAACUCCUCCCAUUAAAGAAGUUCAGAGUCCGAGACGACUGCCGUCCUUUUGCAGUGUUCUGCUCUGGUGAAUUUAGUUUUAUUCUCGGUUUAUGGAGAAUUCUGAGUCUCAUUUUCAGCUCUGUGAAAGGAAGUGAUUACUAACUGGACCUGCAAAGUCGUAUAUUAACUUUAAACAAACCUGAAAUCAGGGUGUGAUUACUUUUGAUCAAAGUGAAAGUGAAUCUGAACAUUCGGACUGGAGAGAACAACAACAGCAGCAAAAUAAAAUGGCUUCUAAGUUUUCAGAGGAGGAUUUCUCUUGUCCUGUGUGCGGUGAAAUCUUCACGGAUCCUGUUCUCCUGCGCUGCAGUCACAGUGUGUGUAAAGUGUGUUUGCAGAAGUUCUGGGAGACCAAAGGAUCCAGAGAAUGUCCUGUUUGUAGGAGGAAUUCGUCUAUGGAGGAACCUCCCAUAAAUCUGGCCUUAAAGAACCUGUGUGAGACUUUCUUACAGGAGAGAAGUCAGAGAUCUUCAUCAGCAUCUGAAACAGUCUGCAGUCUGCACAGUGAGAAACUCAAACUCUUCUGUCUGGAUGAUCAACAGCCGGUGUGUGUGGUGUGUCGAGAUUCAAAAAUACACACCAACCAUAAAUUCUGCCCCAUUGAUGAGGCAUUAACAGAUUGUAAGGAGGAGCUGAAAACUGCUCUGAAGCCCCUACAGGAGAAACUGAAGAUCUUUAAAGACUGUAAACUGAACUGGAGUCAGACUGCAGAACAUAUAAAGAUUCAGGCCCAAAACACAGAGCGGCAGAUUAAGGAGGAGUUUGAGAAGCUUCACCAGGUUCUACGAGAUGAAGAGGCAGCCAGGAUAGCUGCACUGAGAGAGGAAGAGGAGCAGAAGAGUCAGAUGAUGAAGGAGAAGAUUGAGAAGCUGAGCAGAGACAUAUCAUCUCUUUCAGACACAAUCAGAGGCGUAGAAGAGGAGCUGAGAGCUGAAGACGUCUCGUUCUUACAAAACUACAAGGACACAGUGAGAAGAGCUCAGUGCACACUGCAGCAUCCAGAGGAGCUUUCAGGACCACUGAUCCAUGUGGCAAAACAUCUGGACAACCUGAAGUUCAGAGUCUGGGAGAAGAUGCAGGACGCUGUCCAAUACACACCUGUAACUCUGGACCCCAACACUGCUCAUCCUAAACUCAUUGUAUCUGAUGAUCUGACCAGUGUGAGAGUCAAUGAUGAGGAACAGAAGCUUCCUGAUAAUCCAGAGAGAUUUGAUUAUGAUUGGUGUAUCCUGGGCUCUGAGGUCUUUAACUCAGGGACACACUGCUGGGACGUUGAAGUAGGAGACUGUACAGUAUGGUUAGUGGGUGUGAUGACAGAAUCUGCUCAGAGGAAGGGAGAUAUAUCCUCCAGAAGUGGAAUCUGGUGUGUGUUGUAUUUUGGUGGUAAAUAUAGAACACGUUCUACACCACAGCCACGCACUCUCCUCUCAGUAACACAGAAGUUCCAGAGGAUCAGAGUGCAGCUGGACUGGAACAGAGGAAAGCUGUCGUUCUCUGACCCUCUCACUAACACACACAUACACACUUUCACACACACAUUUACUGAUAAACUGCUGCCAUUUAUAAUUGUUGCUUGUAAAAAAUCUCCUGUAAAGAUCCUCCCACUUCAGUGCUCUGUAAGAGUGAAUCAGAUCAGUUAGAGCUGUUAUUGUUUUAUUCCAAUUCAUUAAUGAAAUAUUGCUGAUGAAAAGAUUCAUGUUCUUUGUGAAAGUCUGUUUUUACUGAAGCACUGAACACUUCAUUGUGGAAUUUAUUUUGAAGUGUGUAACGACACAAGACGGUUAACAGGAAGUAAGCGCAGGAGCAAUGUCUUUAUUAAUAAACCAAGCAAACAAAACACAGGGAACGCGGUCUAUACUGAACUAGACUAGCUAGAUUAAACAUGGGACUAGAGUCUAGGCAUUACACCAAAACAGGACAUGGAAUAAGACCGCUAGCAUGCUACACGCAUUCGCUACUACAUUCAAACAUAUAGAUCUAAUACUGCGCGAAGUGAGCAGCAGCACAAGGGGUUUAAAUAACCAACAGAAUUAACCUAGAUCACCGACACCCGGAGUAAAUCAACCAAUGCUCGCACACAGGGAGAAUCAAAACAAACGAACCGCGCGUAUCCAUAUACAAGAGUCUCGUGCACGCGCGCUCAGCAGCAGUCUUUGCGCUUCGACGCCGCAGCGCCCCCUGCCGGCGGUAGCGUAACAAAGUGUUCUAUUAUUACUUCGACUCACCUUAUCAGUUACAUCAAAAUAAUGGGAAAACUCAAAAUAAUAAGAUUAUAUCUCGGAUAUUAAUAUAUCUUGAAAUUCCAAGAUAUUCAUUGAAAUAUUUUAAGUAAAAAUAACGACCUACUGUGUUGAAAUAAUGAAUUAUUAAAUAAAAAUAAUGUGAUAAAGUUCAAAUAA
Messenger RNA from Ictalurus punctatus (channel catfish), 3033 nucleotides. Its product is annotated as zinc-binding protein A33-like. The transcript is spliced from 6 exons. Bases 862 to 2274 code for a protein of 470 amino acids. Gene Ontology annotation, molecular function: protein binding; zinc ion binding. The record is from RefSeq and is a predicted model, not a curated record. Lineage: Eukaryota; Metazoa; Chordata; Actinopteri; Siluriformes; Ictaluridae.